AUGGGCGACCGAGUGGAAACGGACCGUCAACGAGAGAUUGUGGAGGGAUUGGUGAAGAUUGCAGACUUGACUGCGCUUCAGAAGAUUCUUCCGCCAAACUUCGAGUGGUUCCGACCGGACGAUGUGCAAGUACCACCCCUAUUUGUUGCAUUUGAGGAAGGUGCGAAAGGAAGAAACAAUCACGAUGUCAGGACAAAGCUCCUCAAGAUUAUCGAGUGGAUGAUAUAUUGUGGAGCAGAUCCCCAUCACCGAGUGUCGGCGGAGGGCAGCACCGCACUGUACAGAACAAUUAGGGGGCGAGAAGAAAAGGAUAGCACCGAUAAAGUGUACAUAGCACGGAAGGGGCACAAUCUCCUUUCCUAUGCAUUGUUACUUCGUAGACACUCUCUCAAGUACGAAGGCAAAGAAGAGCUGCUUGCCUACAUCGCAGAAGUCGUGUCCAUCAUUUCCCGUGCGAACGUGCAGCGGACGAAAGUUCAAGUUGACCAGAGUGUCAUCGAUCGCUGGGAAGCGAUCAGGGGAAUGACCGACACCCACAACGUCACUUUCGACACUGCCGAUGGCCCCGUGACAGCACACGAUAUUGCGCUCAGGGCGAGCUCUCCCGUGCUUUCGGCGAUGUUGAUGUCCUGCAUGGCGGAAGGUGCUAGUAAGCAUGUUCAGGUCAAAGACUCUUCCGCUGCCGGUGUGUCGCUCUUCUUGGACCUUGUGUACACAAGCUCGACAUGCAGUGAGGUGGACCAUAAGUCUGCAAUUGAAGCCUUGGACCUCGCCCAUCGCUGGCAGGUGGAGAGUGUGGUGCGAGUGCUGGAGGAGAUCCUACAAGGAAUGAUCACCGAUUCAAGCUUUGUCGACAUUGCGUCGGCGGCCACUUUCAAGGGGUUGACCGGCCUCGAGAAGUUUUGCGCCGCCUUUGCCCAGAACAGCAAUGCAUUGCGACAGAUGUCAGAGAAAGGGGAACUGCCUCCUUGUCUCGAGAAAUUUCUAGGCCAUGCGGCAACGGCAUCUGAUACAUCGGCACCGAAGAAGAAGCGGCGGACCUUUUGA
This is a messenger RNA of Symbiodinium sp. CCMP2592, 1047 nucleotides long. The record is from the annotation of a GenBank genome assembly. Lineage: Eukaryota; Dinophyceae; Suessiales; Symbiodiniaceae.